AAACACACUUUUCCAAUAUUUUUAUUUGCCAUGAGAUUCUGGUACACCUAUACUUUUAUAUUUUAACGCAUUUUUAAGUCUUAGCACCGACAGCGCCCCCUAUAUUCUCUCUCGACUUGCAUCACAUUUAAUAAACAACAUUUGCAUUAUGUACCUAAAAGUUCUGAUACUUACAACUUUGUAAUAAUUCACAUGCGACUGUUAAAUUAGACCUUUUUUGUUUAUUGUAAUUUUACAUACCUACUUUUAACUGUAUUAUAACUCGCUGUAUUCUUGGUUAUUAUUUAAAGUGAUAAUGUUAUUAUUUAUUGAUGUAUUACGUUACGGAAUGUAAAAAAUAUAUUCUUUAGUACCUACUAUGUAUUUCAAUCUCUUAAAAAGUGUUAUUGUGUGGUUUGUACCUGUAAAUAUUCAAUGAAUCAUCAUCAGAUUCAUCAACUUGAAUAAAAAGCAUGGGAGGUUAAUACCUCAUUUGAAAUUGUUGCUGGCCACUUGCGCAUUUUUUUAAAAUUUCAAAAAUUCAAUCAUCGUAACAAAUGACAUACGUCGUUGUCAAUUGUCGCAAAAGCGUAUCGAUUUUUAGAACAAGGGCGGUUCAUUUUAAAAAACGACGCCCUAGAUUCAUCAUCUUUCUCUUGAAUUCAAUGUUGGUUUGCGUAAUUUCUACCCUUUGGUUUAGUUAUGUCAUUUAUCAAAUUGCAUUGACGACUGCUAUUAUUGGCAGCCCAUGUCAAAAGCGAGUGCGCGGGAAUUAAACUUCAGCUACUCUGAGUAAAUUCGCCACGCUGCGUAGAUCCGUGAUCAAAGUUAUGAAGAUCAAACUGCCGCGCGAUCGAUUCCCGUCGACAUCAUCGACGGACGAGAACGAAAGCGGCAACGACUGGGAGUCCGACCCCAUGCGCCAUCCGCAGCAGCAUCCCCUCCCGCACCCCCAUACCCUCCCCGGUCACCCAGGUCAUCCAGGCCAUCCGGGCCACCCGGGUCAUCCAGGCCAUCCGGGCCACCCGGGUCAUCCAGGCCAUCCGGGCCACCCGGGUCAUCCAGGCCAUCCGGGCCACCCGGGUCACCCAGGCCAUCCCGGCCACCCGGGUCAUCCAGCCAUGAUGCAUCCGCGCCACCCGCCGCCCCCGCAGGCUAUUCUAGCGGGCUCGGUGCGCAAACGCCGCGGGAACCUGCCCAAACACUCUGUGAAGAUCCUCAAGCGCUGGCUCUACGAUCAUCGGUACAACGCGUACCCUAGCGAUGCUGAGAAACUCGCUCUCAGCCAAGAAGCCAAUCUGACUGUUUUGCAGGUGUGCAACUGGUUCAUAAACGCGCGCCGCCGCAUUCUGCCCGAGAUGAUCCGGCGGGAGGGGCACGACCCCCUGCACUACACGAUCUCGCGGCGCGGCCGCAAGCAGCCGGGGGCCAUCGGCGUGGGGCCCAUGGUGGGGCUGCCGGGGGCCUCGACCUCGGGUAUGGCCCUGGGGCCGGGGGCCAGCGUGACUGUCACGUCCUGGGAUGGAGUUGUAGUCGAGAACGAGCCGGGAGUCCGCAACGAGUACGGCGACGGUUUGCUCGUGUACCGCAGCGGCGACGAGCUGGCCGAACCUGAGGAGGGCUACUCCAGCGCCAUCAGCGAAGAGGAGGUCAAGUACGACCCCUCCGUGUGGCAGUCCGUCAUCCGCUACGCGCCUGAUGACAGGGACUUCCAUCCCGCUUCUAGAGGAACAGCGGCGGUGGUUACAGUUUCGACGACGGAGGCGCCGACUGAGUGGGCCCCGCCGCCGCGUCCGCGCCGCAUGCAGGUGAUGCCGGGGCACUCUGAUAGGGAGCAGGAGCAAUUCAAAUGCUUGUACCUGCUCGUGGAGACGGCCGUUGCUGUGCGCCAGAGGGAGAAGGAGCAAGAGGAAGCAAUCCUCCCAAUAUAGGAGGUUUUCUUACACUUAUGCCCGUCUUCACCAUCAAUCCCCAAUUUUUAAGUGACCCCUAUGAAAACAAAAUGCCUGUUAUGUGUUACCAUAGGGGUCACUUAAAGAAUAGGGAUUGAUGGUGAAAACAGGCAUAAGUUUGUAGUAUGGUUCCGCUUCUUACGCAUCGUGUCAGAUUAUAAAGAAAAUGUGGACCAUGAUAAAUGAUGCAAGUGCCUGAAUCCGUGCCUGCUCAUCAUAUUUUUUUCAGUUUUAAUUAACAAUUACCUACCUCUAAUGUUUUGUGUAUGCCUAUGCACUAGGCAUCUAGGAAAGUAAGGCAAGCUAGAAGUAAGCUGAAUAUUUUUUCUAUUGUACAGUCGAAUAUAAGAAUUAUCGCGUUUUUGUUAAUAAAUAAAUCGAAUGAA
This is a messenger RNA of Ostrinia furnacalis (Asian corn borer), 2317 nucleotides long. RefSeq lists its product as uncharacterized. The transcript has 6 exons. Gene Ontology annotation, biological process: regulation of DNA-templated transcription. The record is from RefSeq and is a predicted model, not a curated record. Lineage: Eukaryota; Metazoa; Arthropoda; Insecta; Lepidoptera; Crambidae. The coding region runs from base 810 to 1910 and encodes 366 amino acids. Gene Ontology annotation, molecular function: DNA binding.